GCUGCUGAGGCGAAGAAACCGGAGAAGAGAGAGAGACUGUGAGAAGAAAGGAGGCUCCUUUGUCUCACAGCUGCUUUUCUAUAACUAACCAACAGAAACAGAGUCAGUAAGAUGAACUCCACAGCUGCAGCAGCUGCUGCAGCAGCAGCUGGAGGCACCAAGCCGACUCCACCGGAGCUGCAGCAGACGGAGAGCCGGCAGUUCAAGAGCAAAGCUCCCAAACGAGGACAGAAAGGAGUGGACAGCCACGACCCGGCCGUGGAAGGCCUGGAUGACGCUGCAGUGGUUUGUCCCUGGGAGGAAUACGGAGACGUGGAGCUGAGCGAACUGGCCCAGUUUGGAACCGUUUAGACCCGAGGAAGACUUCCUGCUGUUCCCCUUCGUCCUGAGGAUGAGGAGCAGAAGCACCACAGAUCUACAAGCAUAAUAAUAAAACAUAAAAGUUUAUGAUCAUCUGUGACAGGAUGGGAACUCAUCAGAGCUUUACCAGCUCCUGAUAAAAUGUAUAAUAUUAUAAAAUAAUCUGUCUGUUUGAAGAGAGGAUUAUUAAAAUCUGUUGAAUAUAUUAAUUAUGUUAUGUAAUAAAAUAGAGAAGAUACCUCUACCUUCAAUUUUCUCAUUUAUUCUGCUGUAUUUCACACAAAAGCUCUAACAUUUGUCCAAGUUUACAAUUUUAAAUAAAAUAAUUUUAAUCAUUGA
Poecilia reticulata (guppy) is the source of this 699-nucleotide messenger RNA. RefSeq names its product retinal cone rhodopsin-sensitive cGMP 3',5'-cyclic phosphodiesterase subunit gamma-like. NCBI's taxonomy places the organism in Eukaryota, Metazoa, Chordata, Actinopteri, Cyprinodontiformes, Poeciliidae. Gene Ontology annotation, biological process: visual perception; positive regulation of G protein-coupled receptor signaling pathway; positive regulation of epidermal growth factor receptor signaling pathway. Gene Ontology annotation, cellular component: photoreceptor outer segment membrane. Gene Ontology annotation, molecular function: 3',5'-cyclic-nucleotide phosphodiesterase activity; cGMP binding. The record is from RefSeq and is a predicted model, not a curated record.